This is a messenger RNA of Linum trigynum, 1034 nucleotides long. The record is from the annotation of a GenBank genome assembly. NCBI's taxonomy places the organism in Eukaryota, Viridiplantae, Streptophyta, Magnoliopsida, Malpighiales, Linaceae.
CCGACCACUAUAUGCCUAUCUAUUCUCUCUUUGCUUAUCCCUCUCUCCAGCUCUGACCGCCAUUCCGCUAGGAUCUCCAAGAUCCGGCACCCGACUCGGCUGUCCCACACCCUCAGCAUGUUCCCCGCCAUGUUCGUCUCUACCGACACUAUCAUUGCCGACGACAUCGCCGACGCCGAAACUGCCACCUUAAUGAAGAGCAUCUCGCUCUCUCCCCUGAAAAUUGAUCACAAAUUCGGCUCUCCGUCCAGUCCUAGCCCCAAGUUAUCCCAGAGCUUGACUACGUUGCUCGUUGUCCCGUUCUGGAAUUCCGACCACGAGAAGAAAUCCCCAAUGCUGCUGCUCAGCCACCGGAGCCGCUGACCGAAUUUCGAUGACCCACUAACGCUAAAGUCUUCGUCGCCCUUAGAAUCUACCUCUUCCUCUUCAAAAUUUCUCAUAACUUUCCUCGUCGUACGAGAACUCGGAUUCGGACCCAGAUUCUGUUUUGGUGUCGUAAUCAGACUCUUCCUGCAUAAGCAUAAAUCGCUGCCAUUAUAUGGGAUGACUCUGUUGGAACUGAAUGAGGAAGAUUCUGAUUCGGCUGACGAUUGUGGUGAAGGAGGCAAAUAACAAGGAAACCAUUAGGGCGCCUCAUUGCCAAACACUAUAGGCCUGAUAAAUUCUCUCGAUCCUGGAAGCAGCAUAAGCUUGAGAAACUACAGAUGGGUUUAUCCCACCUGCCUUUGAAGUCGCUUAUUCAAUUAAUCACCGGAACCUCCAUUAUUGUCCCCGUCGGCAGCAGUUGAGGAGGGAUUUUGAUGUAGGAUAGUCGAGUCGAGUGUCGGAUCCCGUAGGUCCUAGCGGAAUGGUGGUCGAAGCUGGAGAGAGGGACAUGCAAAGAGGGGAGAGAGGGAUAGAGAAGAGAGGGACAGACGAAGAGGAGGGUGGCAGAGAGAGAGAGAGAGAUUAGAGGGGUCGGUAUAUAGGUUGGUUGAGUUUAAGGAUUGGGUUGAGAAGAUGGUGUGGCUGGUUAAAAAAGGGCGAGUCAACAC